Messenger RNA from Cotesia congregata, 447 nucleotides. The record is from the annotation of a GenBank genome assembly. Lineage: Eukaryota; Metazoa; Arthropoda; Insecta; Hymenoptera; Braconidae.
AUGUAUCGUAUUACCUUGGGUCUCGUUUUAUACCUCGCGGUGUCUGCUAACGCUGUUUUUCAAAACUGUGGUUCAAAAAUUGGAAGUUAUAUCAGCGUAAAUGUUAGUAACUGCGAUCCUGAUGCCAGUAUAUGUACAUUAACUCGUGGUAAAGACGUAUCAAUUAACAUAAAGUUCGAAUUAGAUAAAGAUAUCGAAAGAGUGAACUCUGUCGUUCAUGGAGUUAUUGGAGGUGCUCCACUGCCGUUCCCGAUCGCUCAUCCUAACGCUUGUGAGGCAUCAGGAUUAAAAUGCCCGAUGACUAAGGACGGUGGUCCGUAUGAGUACAAAACAAACUUACACGUUGAAUCCUAUUUUCCCAAGCUCAAGGUUGACGUGAAAUGGGAACUCAAGGAUGAAUUCUACAACAACAUCAUCUGUGUGUUGAUACCUUCUCAACUCAAAUAA